CACUCCCGCCAAUUCAGACUGAGGAGCGCGAGGAGGCAGCGGGGGGAUUCGAGGGAAUGUACGAGAGAUGCGGAAAGAGCAGGCACUUUUUUUCCAAUUUGGUGAAAUAAGUUAGAAUUAAUCCGGUAAAAUAAGAAGAUAGUACUUGGUUCGUCAUUGGGAGAUUCGUCUGCAUUUCUGAGAACUGCUCCAGUGUUUUGAAUUCGUGUCGCUGAGGUGAGCCACCAGUGAGGGGAGCCUCGGAUUGUGGUGGUAAUGUUGGCGGCGGAAAACCCAUCCGUGGACGGGCAUCUGGUAGCAUCUAGCGUUACUCCACGUACAAGAGGCAUGGAUUGUAAACCCAGUAAGCAUGCCAGCAAGAAACUUGUUCAAGCUCGUCUCCCAUUUAAGCGCCUGAACCCUGAACCUAAAGAGAAUCAACAACCAAAACGUCCCCGUGCGCCUCCCUGCCUUGAACCUGGGCUUUCAGAUGGGGAGAAUGAGGCGGAGUCCCCCCAGCUCCCUGUGCGUAAUGGACCAGCCUUGGUUAACGGGCGUGGACCCCUUGAUGGCUUCCUUAGUCGCAGCCGCUCUGCCCGUACAAAUGAGAAAGGUAUAGAUCUCACAGAAGAUUCAAGAUCCCCCAGGAAGCAUCUUGAGAUGGAGCAAGCAGACGAGGAACGUUCUGCAUCUGUCUCACAACUGGACACACAAGAUUCUCAAAGUGAGGCAGAGGAGGCAGGACGAGUCUGCAAGGCAGAUGUUUCCAGUCUAGGGGACAAGUCCAUGCUGUCACCCUCAUCAGUCAGCUCCGUGUCUGUUGCAGAGAGCUCACCAGAGCAGACCGAGAGCGCUGCUACACCUACAGAGCCAAAGACCACUCCCAAGAUACCAGCAGAUGAGAAAAAGGUCAAAACGAAGCUCAUGAAGAGUUUGCAAGAACAAGGGAGGCUUCGCCUGCGUCAGGAGAAGGAGCGUCAGAAAGGAAGAGGCUAAAGCUGCAAAGAGAAAAAGAAAGAAGAGUGCGCGGCAAAACUAAAGGAGGAGCGUGAAAGGGAAAAGCGGGAGAAAAAGGAAAAAGAUGAGCGAGAGAAACCGGGAGAAAAAAGAAAGGAGGAGAGAAAGGCAGAGCGGUUAAAAGCAAAAGAGGAGCAACGGAAAUCAAAGCAAGAGUGAGGCAAACUUGAAGAAAAACGGAAGAAAGAAGAGGAGAAGCGAUUGAAAGAGGAGGAGAAACGGUUGAAAGAAGAGAAAGAUCGUCUCAAAGCUGAGAAGGCAGAAAUUACAAGGUUUCUACAAAAACCCAAGACCCAACAGGCCUCCAAGACUCUUGCAGCCGCCUGUGGCAAGUUUGCUCCAUUUGAGAUCAAGGACAACAUGUGUCUCGCACCACUGUGCCGGGUCCAGUGUGAGGACUCUGUUCUGGAGGAACUGGACCAGUACUUGUUGAAACCUGAUGAUAGCCUUGAUGGACUUAAGGACUGGAUUAUGAAAAAACCCCGACGAUCAGGGCGCACUAAACCCAGACAGACAGGUCCACUCAGGGAGUGUGUGGUGGUGGCAGAAGGGCCUAAACCAGAUGGUGUGCCAGACCGUAAACGUUAUGGACUGAAGCUGCUGCAGUUCCAUGAGAACUACCGUCCAGCCUACUGGGGCACGUGGAGUAAGAAGAGCUCACUCUCACCCCGCUGCCCCCUCAGACAACCACAGGAUCUGUUGGACUAUGAGGUGGACAGUGAUGAGGAAUGGGAGGAAGAGGAACCCGGAGAGUCGCUGUCACACAGUGAAGGGGAGGAUGAGGAGGAGGGAGGGGACAACGAAGAUGAUGACGACGACGGCUUCUUUGUUCCUCAUGGUUACCUCUCAGACGGGGAGGCGUUGGAGGAAGAGGAGGGCGGUGACCUGGAGAAGCAGAAAAUACGCCAGAAACUGAAAGCAAGGGAGUGGGAUGAGAUGAUGCUGUUGAAGAAGAAGGUGAAGGUGCUGGAGGUGGUGGUGAGGGGCUGUGUCUGGGAGGGAGACGGCCCUGCCUUGGAGCUCCUCCAGCCUUAUGCCAUGUGUCGGAUAGAGCCUUUACCCAAAACAGACACCAGCCCCAGUCCUGAGGAAUCAUCACGGAAACGCCAGGAAGAUGAACAAUUGCUCGGUCAGCUGCUGCCUCUGCUGCACGGCAACGUCAACAGCAGCAAGGUCAUCAUCACAGAGUUCCAGGAGUUCUGUCGGCAGCAAACAUCCUCCUCCUCAUCACCUCCCAGUCUGGCCAGUCCUCUGUGCUCAGCAGACAACAUUCCUACCAGAAUACAAUUGAAGCGGCUCAUCAAGAACAACGCUGUCUAUGAGAAGCGCUCAACACACAGGCGCUGCUGCUGGUACGCGCACACAAACGUCCUAUCUCGUUUUGGCCAGGAGGCCCUCCCAGUGCCCUGCCAGUGGACCUACCUCACCACAGGAGCUCGAGAAGAGUCCCGUGAAGAGCCUCAAGCAGCUACAGGCUCACAGGGAAACUCUCCCAGCACACCCCAAACCUCCUCCUCCACUACACCUUCAUCCUCCAACAAGAGGAAGAGCACAGGCAGCAUGUCCAUCACCAGAUUCAUGAAGAAGUGUACUGACCCGGAGCAGACAGAAGCAAUGGAGACGGAUGGUUUCCAAGCAGACACUGAGGAUGACGAUGAGGAGGAUUGCGCCAUCGUCUCUACACAGAAUGGCUCAACCAGAGAAAACUCCUCGAGCAACCCCAUCACCAGUGCGGGAGACAGCCAGAUGGAAGUCACACCAACAGAUGCAGCUGCCUGCAGCUUGCCUAGUGCUGCUUCUACAUUUGCCACUGCCUAAGAAAAGGACAAGCCUUCCUUUGUCCUUUCUGGGACCCUGCACCUUCCCUCACCACUGCCCAAAGGCUCCUCUCUCCCUCUUACAUUUUGUUUCUUGGGUCUGAACUCCAUUAUGUCAAAGACAGAAUCAGGUCUUCAAGCAAGAUGAAGCACUGCACUCUAGUAGAACUGGCUCACAGCAAGCCACAAAGCAUCUUAUACAGUAUACAGUGUUACACCUUACUCCCCUCACCUCACUCUUCAAGUGUCUGAAGACAUCUUGCUUGUAAAAUGUAGUUCUGAGAUAAAUCAGUGUCUGGUUCUCUUAGGGACAUAUUUGAUUAUAUUUCAUUACUAUGUUGACUUUUACAUUGGAGUUUCAGUCAGGCUUGUUUGAUAUGGGUGUUUGUGGAGGUGGAAGGUAGCAGUCUCUUUGGCACUGCCUUUGUCUACAGCAGAUUGGGUUAAACAGAAGGAGAAAGAGCAGAACAGAUAUGCCCAAUGGAUGUGAGAACGAGCAGAUUGUGAAGAAUUGGCAUUGUUGAAGUGUUGAAUAUUCAUAUCGUUAUUGAAUUUUAAAGUAUUGUGUCACGGUCUAAAUGUAUAUAGUAUACUGGUAAUUUGGAAAUGAGAGGCUCAAAGUCCAUCCAUGUUUCUCUUUGCCUUCAAUGGGUGCAUUUAUUCUGCAAUUUCUAAAUCUGAGUUCAAUGGUGUACUUGCUGUUAGAUCUGUACUUGUACAGUUAGGCCCAGUGUCAUUUUUAUAAAUAUGUAUUUGUUUUUUGUUUUUCAAGAAUACUUGAACAGGAUAAAUUCAUUAAACAGAGUAUGAUUGUACUGCACUUUUAUAUUCCUUUCAUUUCCCCUUCUAUCUGGGUGCCUUUGUCAACAUGCAACCACCCUCACUAACAGUUGCUAAUACUUAUCAAGACCUGAACUGUUUUGGUAAAAGGGUUUGAUGUUUAAGAAUACAGCAGAUGCUGUAGUCUUUCAGGCUGCUUGACAGUGCUUGUAUUACUACUCUAGGCCUCUAUUUUGUAUAUUAUUUCCUGAUGGUUGGAGCUGGAGUAGUAAGAUGGCCGUCCAUUAUGAAAACAUUGCUGUUCAUGUGUUAUUUCAAGUGGCAGGCAUUAUGAAUGCCCUGAGCCCUCAGCUGUUUUCAUUUGCAGGUAUUAUAAAAGUUUUGAUUUGUCUCAAUAAAGCAUUAUUGUAAGAGCUAUGCCUUUAUGAACAAUGCAAGAGUAAAAGUCUUUGUGGGGGAAAAAAAAAAAAACAUGGUUCUCACAUUUUAAAGUUGAAAGAUGCCC
Myripristis murdjan (pinecone soldierfish) is the source of this 4098-nucleotide messenger RNA. It is a transcript of the gene chaf1a, whose product is annotated as chromatin assembly factor 1, subunit A (p150). The record is from RefSeq and is a predicted model, not a curated record. Gene Ontology annotation, biological process: nucleosome assembly. Gene Ontology annotation, cellular component: CAF-1 complex; nucleus. NCBI's taxonomy places the organism in Eukaryota, Metazoa, Chordata, Actinopteri, Holocentriformes, Holocentridae.